This is a messenger RNA of Trichoderma citrinoviride, 243 nucleotides long. RefSeq lists its product as hypothetical. The coding region runs from base 1 to 243 and encodes 80 amino acids. The record is from RefSeq and is a predicted model, not a curated record. Gene Ontology annotation, biological process: respiratory electron transport chain. NCBI's taxonomy places the organism in Eukaryota, Fungi, Ascomycota, Sordariomycetes, Hypocreales, Hypocreaceae. The transcript is spliced from 2 exons. Gene Ontology annotation, cellular component: mitochondrion.
AUGAGUGUGAACCAUGAAAUGAGGAGGCAGGUCAUUGCCAUAUACAAAGAACUCCUUUACUUGGGCCGCGAAUACCCUUUGGGAUACGGCUACUUCCGUCCCCGCCUCCACAAGGCAUUCAUGUCCCGCGCCGGGGAAACAGACGAGGAUAAGAUUCGGACAGGCAUUAAGCAAGCCGAAUACGUAAAGAAAGGUACCAUAGUGGUUAUUCAGCCAGUCCCAACAUACCAUGUCCAGCGUUGA